Messenger RNA from Echinops telfairi (small Madagascar hedgehog), 8805 nucleotides. It is a transcript of the gene BDP1, whose product is annotated as B double prime 1, subunit of RNA polymerase III transcription initiation factor IIIB. Gene Ontology annotation, biological process: RNA polymerase III preinitiation complex assembly. Lineage: Eukaryota; Metazoa; Chordata; Mammalia; Afrosoricida; Tenrecidae. Gene Ontology annotation, cellular component: transcription factor TFIIIB complex. Gene Ontology annotation, molecular function: TFIIIC-class transcription factor complex binding. The record is from RefSeq and is a predicted model, not a curated record. The transcript is spliced from 40 exons. Bases 1 to 7839 code for a protein of 2612 amino acids.
AUGGGUGGCGGCGCUUGUGAAGCCAAACGUCAAGUCUGGGAUAGGCACCAGAGGGGCCACCGCGUGUAUCCCCCAGCGUGGAAAGGAGGCUGCCAAGCCGCCGGAGCCGGUAGCAGCCUCUGCUCCGAAGCCAUCAGAACCAGCAGAUGGCCCCUUGGUGGAUUUGGGAGGAACGGAACCCCAAGAAAAGGCUCCGAGGAGCAGAAGCAAUGGAAAAAUAAAUAUGCAGUAGCUGAAAGUCAGAGGCUACCAGAUCGUUCAAAAAUGACUAUGAGAGACUUCAUAUAUUACCUACCAAAUAACAAUCCAAUGACUUCUUCACUUGAGCAAGAAAAGAAAACUGAAAAAGCAUCAACACCUGUUCAGACAAAAGAUCAAGAAAGUAAGAGUACUCCUGAUGCUGAAGAAAGUGACGACUUGGAAGAAGAGACUGAUGAUGGACCGUUGCUGGUUCCUCGAGUGAAAGUGGCAGAAGAUGGUUCCAUUAUUUUGGAUGAAGAAAGUUUGACUGUAGAAGUUUUAAGGACGAAAGGUCCCUGUGUUGUUGAGGAAAAUGACCCCAUAUUUGAACGUGGUUCUACAACUACGUAUUCCAGCUUUAGGAAAAACUAUUACUCUAAACCAUGGUCAAAUAAAGAAACAGAUAUGUUCUUUUUAGCUAUCAGCAUGGUGGGAACUGACUUUUCUAUGAUUGGACAGCUUUUUCCUCACAGAGCAAGGAUAGAAAUUAAGAAUAAAUUUAAACGUGAAGAAAAAACAAAUGGAUGGAGAAUAGACAAAGCAUUUCAGGAAAAGCGUCCUUUUGACUUCGAAUUUUUUGCUCAUUUGCUUCAGAAAGUUCUUGCUGAAGAAGAGAAAAGAAAACAAAAAUCAGUUAAAAAUCAGAAUUCAAAAGAUAAGAAAUCGUCCAAAUCACAGAAAAAAGUAAAAGUGAAAAGGGCUGUCAGUGAAGGAAUGAAUGAGAGUUCAGAUGAGUCUCUGAGUAGUAAGAUUGCAGACACAGAAAGACAUGAAGAAGAUGUUCAGACAAUUGAAGAACAAGAACCAACGCUGACUUCAUCAGAACAGGAUCCAGGACAGGCUGUGUUAGAAUCAGACCUACAUCAAAAGCAAAAGAGGAGGAGGAAUCGAGAUCAAGCUGAUGAACAAGAAGUAAAAAGUCUUCUGGGAAAUGGUACUGUCGGGUCAGACCCUUCUACGGGAGAAAAGCACAAAAAUGAAUGUGAAUCUUUAAUGCCAGAGGUAAACGAAGGUGAAUGCAGUAGGGACCAGACACUGUCCUGCUUACAGAACGCAGAUGAUAUCGUGGGUUUACCUUCCAGUGAAAAAGAUGAGGAAAGAACUGACCCCAUCCGUUCAUCAAGUACUCAGCAAGAUGACAUUUCAGAACCAAGCCCUUCAGAUUUACCUCCUGCAGAAGUUACAGCUACAGCAUUGUCUGAGGUGAACAGCGCUGAGAGUAGCAGCACAGGAGAAAGAAAUGUUGAUGGAAAAGAUAAGUCACUAGAAACAAACCGAACUGAAAAUGCUAAACCGAGGGGGCGAGGACGGUUCCAGAAACCUAAACCCAGUUUAUCAAGAGCUGUUGUGAAGACACCAGCCAGUUCACACAGUAAAGCAGCCUCAGAGAGCAAGCGUCCACAUGCAGAAACUUCUGUUGAGAAGAUUCACAUGGAAAAGGAUAAAACGAGUACAGAUGAGAAUUUGGGAACAGAGAACUCAGAGAAAGAGAACUCAGAAGCUGAAACGAUAUCUAAUUCAAGUGAAAACAUUUGUGUGCAGGAAGAUAAUCAACCAAAGACAUCCAGAGCUGCACGACUAACAAGGGGCCGAUUGCAAAAGCCAAAGCCAAAUGUAGGUAAAAUUGCUGGAAAGAAAGAAAUUCUCAUAUCCCAGGAAAAAGUUGGAUCUGACGUAGAAAAGAAGGAAAAGGAAUCCUGUAUCACUAAAGGUACUCCUGAACAAGUAGAAGAUCAGUCAUGUAAAAUUUUUGAUGGUGGAGAUGUUCCAUCACAGUCUGAGAAAAAAGAUACUUCUUACCAAGAUGUGCAACCAGAUGAAUCCAAGACUGGUAAUGAUAAUGAACGUCUAAGCCUUCAAGAAGCAAAUGAAGUAAAGAUACUCAAACAGACCCCAGUUGUAAGAACUCGAUUUAAAAAACCAAAACCAAAUAUCGGAAGAGGAAUUGGAAAGAGAGAAAUUUUCUCAAAGGAAGAGGGAUCAGAGAAGAUUCAGGCCUCUGGGGAAAUGGAAUCAGUUCUGAGAGAAAUUCCAAGGCUAGAAAGCUCACCAGCGGAGAGUGUACCUGCAGAGGCUGGUGACUCUAAGGAAAUAGAGACAGAUGUAAAAGACGCUGGAAGAAGAGAUGGCUUUCUUAGUGAGAAGAUACCAGAAACGAUUGGCCACUCUCUGGAAGUGGAGACAAGGUUGAGAGAGUCUGGACGAGAGAUUUCCCCGAGAGAGAACCUACUCGGAGUGAUUGAUAUCCCGGAGGAAACAGAGACAGAUUUGGAAGACACUAAUCGAGAAAUAUCCCCGCAGGAAAAAGUCCCAGAGGUGCUCCAGGCUGUAGGUGAAGGAGGGAAAGCCUUGCAAAACGCAGAAAGAGGGAUUUCCCCAACCGAGCAGGUGCCAGAAACCAUUUCUGCGUCCGAGGAGAGAGAGCGAGCUUGGGAAGACCUUGGAAAAAGAGAACUAUCCCCACAGCAAAAGAGCUCCGAGGAGGUCAAGACCAUGGGGGAAGUAGAGGAAGCUUUGAAAGAAACAGAGGGAGACAUUUCCCCAACAAAAAUGCCAGAACUUGGCGCUGCCUCCGAGUACAGAGAGGCAGGUUUGGAAGAAAUCCGAAAGAGAGACGCUUCCUCACCGAAAGAGAUUGGAGAGGAAGCGACGACUGUAUGUGAAAUCGAGGGAGGCUUCCAGAAAACGGAAGGAGACGUUCCUUCAAGGAAACAGAUACCAGCGAUGACUGUUGCUUCGGAGGAAAGCGAGCCAGACUGGGAGGAAACUGGAAGAAGGGACAUUGGAGAAAAAGAAGCUUCCUCACAGGAGGAGCUCGUGGAGGAGCUUGAGGCAAGAGGUGAAACGGAGAAACGUUUCCCCCAUCCUUCCCCUAGGAGGAAGAAGAUGCCAGAAACGAUUGCUGCUUCGGAGGAAAGCCAGCCAGACUGGGAGGAAGCUGGAAGAAGGGAAAUGAGAGCAAGAGAAGCUUCCUCAGCGGAAGGGAACCGAGGGGAGGGCGAGGCGGCGGGCGAAGCACCGACCAGGGUCCUCGGCGGCAGCGGCGGGGCGCAGAGAGAAGCUUCUCCCCGGAGGAGGAGGAGACCAGCAGCCGGGGACGGAGACGCAGGCGCAGAAGCAGGUGGAAGGAGGGCGCUCCCCGCACCGGAACGGGCCCCCAGGGGCCCCGAGACGGCCUCGGGAGGGACCACAGGACCGCUGUCCCCGACGGAGAAGCCGCCCGACGCCACCGCCGGCCUCGAGGACCGGGAGGCAGGCGCCGACGAACCUGCCGGGAGCCCCGGGGAGCACCCCGGACCCCAGGAGGAGGCUGCUGGCUUCCCAGGGAGCCCCGGGGAGCACCCCGGACCCCAGGAGGAGGCUGCUGGCUUCCCAGGGAGCCUCGGGGAGCACCCCGAACCCCAGGAGGAGGCUGCUGGCUUCCCAGGGAGCCCCGGGGAGCCCCGCGUACCCCAGGAGGAAGCUGCUGGCCUUGGACGAAGCCCUGGGGAGCAUCGCAGACCCCAGGAGGAGGCUGUCUGCCUCGGAUGGAGCCCCGGGGAGCACCGUGGACCCCAGGAGGAGGCUGCUGGCUUCCCAGGGAGCCCCGGGAAGCAACUUGGACCCCAGGAGGAGGCUGCUGGCCUUGGACGGAGCCCCGGGGAGCACCGUGUACCCCAGGAGGAGGCUGCCAGCCUUGGACAGAGUCAUGGGGAGCACCACGGAAGCCAGGAGGAGGUUUCUGGGCUUGGACAAAGCCCCAGGGAGCAUCGCGGACCUCCGCCCUCGCCAGACGCACAGAACACGAGCAGCAACUUACUCCCGGUGGUUGAAGAAGAGAGACAUUCUGGAAAGGAAGUAUCCAGUCACCCGAGGAACUCACAGACUUCUUUGCAAACACCUGAACUUAGUGAGACAGAAGAACAACCGAUACAGUCGCCAAACUUUCCAGAACAGUUUCCUGACACUUAUUUAAGCAAAUCUCUUCCUCAAGAGCAGAAGCCAUUUGAAGUAAAAACAGCACCUUUUGUCAGAAGUCGAUUCAGAAGACCAAAACCAAACCUAGCAAGAGCAGCUGUAAAGAGAGAGACGACAGAAGCAGAAAAACACAUGCUUGGGAAGAAAUUGGAAACGGAUAAAAUGGAAAAUGUUGUGAUACAACAGAAGAGUGAACAAGCGAGCAACUACACAUCUUCUCAAGAUAAUGUGGCUUCCCUAAUGAUAUCAAGAGAAAAAGGUGAAUCAGAUCACAAGGAGAAAAAUGAUGUGCUAUUACCAUGUGUACUGACUGAAAAGAAGGUUUCACAUUCACUUUCUUCUGAACCAAAGGAGGAGACUCGCUCUAUACAAGCCCAGGAAAAUGACUUGGUUUCUUCUACAGGGCCCUAUAAUGUAAACACUUGCGGAAAAGAAAUGAAAGAAAGUGGUAUCCAAACUACUCAACCAUUACGGCGCAGAUUUCAUCGACCCGUACCAAACAUAAGAAAGAUUGAACAGAGACAACGAGGAGAAAAGGGUGAAGCUAAAGACAUAGUUAUGGAAGAAAGAACAAUGUUGCAAAAAGAGGAAACUAAAAAAUGCCCUGAUGUGGCAGAUUCUCAGAUUGGAACUGAUGCUGAAGUCGUACCCUCCAAAGUUCCUGAGUACAGAAGCCACGGAGAUCAGAGCCGCGUGGUUCUUGCAGAAAACCUUCAUGUUAACAAAACUAGUGAUUUAGAUGACAAGACAAGAGAACAGCAUAAAGCUUAUCCUCCUAGCCCAGCCCCAUUGGUAAGAAGGUGUUUCCAAAGGCCUAAGCCAAAUUUGAGAAGUGCACACUGUAAGAGAAAGGAACCAGAAACAGAAAAAGACACAGCCAAUCACAAAGAGGCAAGAAAGGCAGAAGAUAAUGUGCUGCAGCAAGGAGAUUCUGAUAUCCAGCACCUUCCAAAAAAAAUGGCUGAGCCUCUGACAUCUCUGGCGAGUUCAGCAGGGAAAGAUUGCGCAGGACCCAAAGAGGCAGUUUCAGCCAAAAAGGAUGCUCAAUUUGAAGAAUUUGGACUGUCAGGAAGUGUUGGAAAGCGAACUCUAGGGGGUAAUUCUCCAUCGUUAGUAAUUGAAGAGCAGCAUCUCAGUAAACUGACAAGCUGUCCACAGCUGUUAAAAGAAUCGCAUUACUCCAGAACUGCACUGGAUAGAAGAUCGGCUGUCCCUUCUGCCUCUGAAUGUGAUCUAGAUCAUGGUGAAAAGAGAAUACAGCGAAAGAGCAAACCAAAUGUCACCAAAGGGCGUGGGUCAAAGCGAAAUCGGGGCAAGAGCUCUAAGAAGGAACCUCGACCUUCCAAGGCUGUGCUGGUAACUCUUCGGGCUUCCCAGGAAGAAGAGGAAGAUGAUGCUGAAGAUUAUGCAUCUGACUAUGAAGAAGAAAGUUAUCAUCUUGCUCCAGAAGAACUAAACAAGGCUCCGGUCUUUGUACCCCUGGGUCUCAGGUCUCCUGAACCUGUUGCUACUCAGAUUGAGGAAACAAUGGAAGAGCUUGAAAUCAUGGUGGAUGUCCCAGAUACCACAUACACCGCUGCUGUUGAACCUCCGCUCUUCACGACAGAUGGUUCUAUUCAGGAGAUGAAGCCAGAAGAAAAUGUGAAUGUGUUACCAUUAGAAAUGACCAUGGGGGAGCAGGCUCAAGAUGAAGCAGGUUCCACUGAUGGAAGCACUGAAGCUGCUAUAACCUUACUUACAAUGGGAGAUCUUGUGUUGCAGUCAGAGAUCAGUACUGAGCAGGAUGAUGGACUAGUACCUGAUAUUCCUGAUGUUCAUUCAAAAGACAACAGCUAUAUUCAUUCCAGUCCAGAUCAUGUAAAGCACAAUAUCAUUCAUGACUGUCCGGAGCUUUCUUCGCCUGUCAUUAGUCUAUCUCCUGCACCAUAUGAAGAAAAGACAAUUAUAGUGGAGGAACAAAAUACUAGUGAAGAAGUUGGUUUACUUGAGAAAAUAAAGGAAAAUGCUACACCAACCAGGAAUACAAUUUCUAAAGUGACCAAUAAUUUGAGAAUAAGAAACAGAUUUCCGAAGCCUAAACCAAAUCUUAACCGGAUUUUACGGACCAAAAGGCCUAGUGCUCAUCAGGAGUUUCCCAGUGUAACCAAAGGGGAAGAAGUACAAAUUCAAAAGGAAACUGAGGAAAAUGGUGUUAAAGGAACAGACUUGGAAGAUAAGAACCUUGGAUCAAUUAUAACAGCAGAUAAUAAGGAGCAGAACACUUUGGCGUGUGCACAUGUUGUUGAAGGAACUAGUAUUUCACAAGAAGCCAAUCUGACUGAAAAAAAUGAUGGUCAAGAAGAAGAGCCUCAAGAGGUUCAGAGAUUGUCGGUUGCUCCAAUAGUUUCUUCAGAGACAAGAACCCACAUGAUUGUUCUGGGUAGGGGUCUUGGUGAGAGUCCUGUUAAAGAGCCCCUGACAAAGCUUUCCAGUGGAGACAGUGUGCCUACGCUCCGUGAACCAGAGUAUACAAGUAUUCCAGAAGUCCAACAAGAGAAUGUACUCAAUGCGCAAGACCUAACAGUGAAUCUGGAUGCUAAUGUACAUCAAGAUGCAGAAGAUGAGCAAACAUUCAUUUUAACUCUGGUGGAAAUUCCAACUGAUGCAGUAGAAAUGCUUACUAAUACCGAAGCACAAUUAAUGCCAAACCCUUUACUGCCAGCACCCAUCUGGGUUAAAUCAGUGAAUACGGGAAAAAGGAGUGACUUGAGUAUGAGCUUACCAGUAACUUCAGUUGCCCAAGAUGCCAUGUGUAUAUCUAAUUCUGGAAGAGAUGAUUCUGAAGCGCCUCCUGCUAAUUUGAAUCUUAUAUCUAGGAAGAGAGCUCAUUUUGGACUUGAAGAAAAUGACUAUAUUCCUCCUACUAAAAAAAGUUCAUUCACUUCAAUAGAUGGUUGUCAAGAAUACACCUUGGAGGUGUGUUCAAAGGAAUUAAUAAAUGUCUUUGAGGAAACAGGGGAGUCUUCUAAGGGACAGAAUGUUUUCCCUACCUCAGGAAGCACGUAUGCAACUCCAGAACCUCAGAAAGAGCAAUUCAAAUCCACUUUGCAGAGUGUGGAAACUGGGUCUCCUGAUGAAAUAGUCGAUCCACAUAGAGAAAGGACUACACCUCAGUUGCCUCCGGAUGGGAUGGUUGUGUCUGAUAAGGAACAAAGAACUGCUACUGCUUGUAAAUCUGAACCAGUGGAUAGCAGAACACCAUCUUCUAAAACCCCACUAACCAGACCUGGACGAAGACCCAUGGGAUUUUUGUCUUUAAUUUGUUCCAAGAAUAAUUUGGAGUCUGAACCUACUCAAGUUCACACUAAGAAGCGUCUGAAACCUCUGAUACCUGUGUCAAGGAAAAGUUUGAAAAGAUCUAAUCCACCCAAUAAAAGUCGGCAAAAACCCCAAGGGUCCUCCGAUGUAGCUCCAUCUUCAGAUGCUGUUCAUAAUCAGUCUGAGAACAUCGACACUUCAGCAGCUCAGUGUCUGCUAGAGAGGAGCCACAUGGACAGGGAGCAACCAGAUGAGGAAGCUGGAAAGACACCCUCAGACGGCCACAAGAAGGACUGCUCCAUCGCAGCUACCGGCAAACAGCCAUCUACCCUCUUUCCGCACUAGAGGAGAGAUGGAUGAUGGGCUGGCCAAGGGAGGGCCUCAGCGAUCCAUCAUGUAGGUGAUCAAGCUGUUUGACUGGAGUGUGGACUUGGCCCAGUACAGUGAGAACACCCCGCUGUAUUCCAUCUGUGUGCCUGGAUGCGCAGCAGUCCCACCGCACAAGAGCGAGAGCGUUCACCCACCUCACCACUGCCUGAGGAUGAGGAGGGGUCAGAGGUUACCAACAGCAAGAGUUGUGAUGUGUACAAGCUACCUCCACCCACGGCCCCUAGAGAUUCCUGCAGAACUCGGAUUCCCUCCCCAUUGUAGCCUGAGACCCAGGGUACCCCAGAUGAUGAACCUGCUGAGCCGGAGCCGGCACCCUCAUCCACCGCGACAUGUGGUGCUGGAAAUGCAUUUGCCAGCGGUGAAAGGAGGCAUCCCAUUGAACCAGGUCUGUUAUGCAUGAAGAUCCUAUGGGAGAUUAUGACCGACCGUGACAUUUUCUCAGCUCCCCACCACAAUAAAAAUCCUCCGCCUCUUAAAAAAGAAAAGUUGUGUAAAUAGAAUCAUAUGGUAAAUCCCCUUUUGGGAUUGGCUUUUUCCCUCAGCACAAAUCCUUGGAGAAUCCCCCAGAUAGCUGUGUGUCAGUAGUUCCUGUUUAGUGCUGAGUGGUAUCCCGCAGUGUAGAUGUCUCACAGUUUCAUUUAAUCUUCCUCCCAGGGAAACAUCUGCGUUGUUUUCAGGUUUUGGCUAUUACAUCCAUGUACAUGUUUUUGUGUGAACAGGCUUCUAUUUUUCAGGGCUAAGUAUCCUCAUUUUUAAUGACUGCUCUUCCCUUGUUUGGAGUGACAGUAGGCCCAUAUUGGUAGUCAUUUAAAUUGCAUUUGAAAUCUAUUUCAAACAAUGUAAUAAUAGGAAACUUAUAAAUAGGCCUUUUGCACACUUAUAUACAUAGGUUAAAUUUUUAGGAAUAAAAUUGCUGCUUAA